AUGUUUAUUAAUCCAUUGGAUAACACGAAAAAGUUACAGAAAAUAUCUUCAGACAUUUCGUCGGUUUCAAUCUCCAGAAGAACUCCAGGAUUGGCGCCGAGAAGCUUUUUUCCACUUCCAAAGGUAGUACUGUCAUCAACAGCUCUCAGAUCAACCACCAGUGCGAAUUUGUUAUUGUAGAAUUUCCUGACGCUUGUGUUGUCGUUACAGGUGUCGUUAGAAGUGUCGUUAGUCUUUUUGCUUCAUCGUAUAGAUUUUAUUGUUAUUAUUAUUAUUCAAUGAAGUAUUCCCGGAGAAGGUUUUUCAAUACCUAUUUGCAGAACGAAUAGUUAUAUUAUAAAAUUCCUAUUUAUAGCGUUUAUUUAAAAUCUAUUUGUCUAUGAUAUCAAGGCGGUGAGUCUCUCCAAUGAUUUAUCCAAAUUUGCUGAUGAUAUUGCAAUAAUAGCACCAGUUUAUGAUUACGAAGAUUCGGCUGGGGAUGAAGUAGAAAAUAUGAAGCUAUGGUCAAACGAGAAUAGAAUGUCUUUAAACAUGGAGAAAACCUAUGAAAUGAUAGUUCGCGGAAAAGUGUCUACUCCCCUUCCGGAUCACAUCCCAUCCAUAAAACGGAAAGAAUGGCUCAAAUUAUUGAGUGUCACGAUGGAAGACAUACCUGGUAAAUGGGAUAAACAUUUCGAAGAGAUGAUGAAAAAAGCUAGCAGAAGAAUGGAUAUUCUAAGGGUUUGUAAACACUACGGGCUCUCUACACAUCAAUUGGAUCUUCUCUUCAAUAGUCUUAUAGUCUCUCUUUUCACCUUUGCAGUCGAAGUUUGGGGUGGAGCAUCGUACAACAAAUACGUAAGUCAAAUUGAUAAGUUUGUCAAUCGUGCCUAUAGAAAUGGUUAUACAAGCAACAGAUCAGAUUUUAAAGCAACAAUAUCGAACAGAGACAAGAAAUUAUGGUCAAGAAUUAUAAAUGAUGAUAAGAAUGCCUUACGCAAUCUUUUACCUAGUAAUUUAAAUCGACCUUUACGACGGAGAGGUCAUGACUUUGAACUACCAAUUGUUAAAACUGAGAGGUUCAAAAACGCGUUUAUAAAUAAAUGUCUUUUCAAUUUUAUAUAA
Molecule: messenger RNA, 1104 nt
Organism: Paramuricea clavata
Lineage: Eukaryota; Metazoa; Cnidaria; Anthozoa; Malacalcyonacea; Plexauridae
Source: the annotation of a GenBank genome assembly